Molecule: messenger RNA, 749 nt
Organism: Sinocyclocheilus anshuiensis
Lineage: Eukaryota; Metazoa; Chordata; Actinopteri; Cypriniformes; Cyprinidae
Product: BET1 homolog
Exons: 4
Coding region: 177-518 (113 amino acids)
Source: RefSeq, a predicted model, not a curated record
UUCUGCCUUCGCGUGCGGCUUAAUCCUCCGCGGCUUCCGUAAGGUGUCGUGGCGCUUGUGGAGUUAAGUUACUAAGGCGAAAGUACAGCGGCUCUAAAUAGGAAGAUAAUCAAAUAUUUGUUACAUUACUUUCAAACUGCAGUGAUCGUAUAUCAUAUAAAGGGUUCGGGCUGAUAAUGAGGCGUGCAGGUUUGGGUGAGGGCCGCCCUCCAGGCAAUUCUGUUGCAAGUGGAUACAGCCUGUAUGAGGAGGAGAAUGAAAACCUACAGGAGGGACUGAGAACUAAAGUAAACUCACUUAAACAUCUUUCAAUUGACAUUGGAAAUGAACUCAAUUACCAGAAUAAAAUGUUGGGAGAAAUGGACUCGGACUUCGACUCAACUGGAGGUCUGUUGGGAGCCACCAUAGGUAGAUUGAAACUCAUCUCCAGGGGAAGCCAAACUAAGGUGUAUUGCUACAUGCUGCUGUUUGCUCUGUUUGUUUUUAUUGUCCUGUACUGGGUGAUCAAACUGAGGUGAUCAUAGGACUGAUGAGACUCUUCAGGACCUUUCUUAUGUGCCAUGCUUAUUUGGGAUAGAGGGUCAGAAUCCUCACAGUGAUGAUGAGGACUGAGGUAAUUGAGGAGUGCGAGAGUGCAUUCUUUUUGAACCAUUGAGUGAUUAUGUGCAAUAUGAGACAAAACUCUGUCCUAACCUACCAAAAUUAGUGUCCCAGUGCAGGGAUGAUGCUAAUUGUCUGAUACUGGUCAC